Ochotona princeps (American pika) is the source of this 1620-nucleotide messenger RNA. It is a transcript of the gene GLT8D2, whose product is annotated as glycosyltransferase 8 domain containing 2. The transcript has 11 exons. Lineage: Eukaryota; Metazoa; Chordata; Mammalia; Lagomorpha; Ochotonidae. The record is from RefSeq and is a predicted model, not a curated record. Bases 390 to 1439 code for a protein of 349 amino acids. Gene Ontology annotation, molecular function: glycosyltransferase activity. Gene Ontology annotation, cellular component: Golgi apparatus.
CUCUCUGAAGCCGACGUAAGCAGAGCAGGGUGCGGAGCAGCGGGGAGGAGAAAUAUUCUUGUGGAAACGUCACAUUGGCCUUGGGGCUCUCAGCCUGCUGGGUAUCCCAUGGGAUCUUAGAAGCAGCGAGGAGGGCGGCAGCCCCGGGCCAGCCACGAUUCCAACGCUCUGCCCCUGCCAGCUCUUCGUGACGGGGCAGCCAAACGCCCUACCUCGCCAUUUGCCAGGUUUGUUUUGAAGCCACUGAUGAUUCAAUUGAGCCGUGAUUCAGAUUUUUGGAAUCAGCUUUAGGAGGAUGUUGGGAUGGCCCACAUCCCCAGGAAAGGAAGUGACAGUGGCCAAAGUCUAAGAGAAACUUCUGGUCACGAUUCUUAUCCACGUGAACACUCAUGGCUCUGCUACGAAAAAUUAAUCAGGUGCUGCUGUUCCUACUGAUUGUGACCAUCUGUGGGAUUGUGUACAAGAAAGUUCACAGGGAGACGGUGCUCAGGAAUGAUGCAGAUGAGGACGCAGAGACUCCAGAGGAAGUGGAGGAGGAGAUUCCCGUGGUGAUCUGUGCGGCCGCGGGGAGGAUGGGAGCUGCCAUGGCUGCCAUCAACAGCAUCUACAGCAACACCGACGCCAACAUUCUCUUCUAUGUGGUUGGACUGCGGAACACUCUGACGCGGAUUCGGAAAUGGAUUGAGCAUUCUAAGCUGAAAGAGAUAAACUUUAAGAUUGUGGAGUUCAACCCGAUGGUACUGAAAGGGAAGAUCCGACCGGACUCCUCGAGGCCUGAAUUGCUACAGCCUCUGAAUUUUGUUCGAUUUUACCUCCCCCUGCUGAUCCACCAGCAUGAGAAAGUCAUCUACUUGGACGAUGAUGUCAUUGUACAAGGUGACAUCCAGGAGCUGUACGACACCACCUUGGCCCUGGGCCAUGCGGCAGCUUUCUCCGAUGACUGUGAUUUGCCCUCUGCCCAGGAUAUAAGCAGACUGGUGGGGCUUCAGAACACAUACAUGGGCUAUCUGGACUAUCGGAAGAAGACCAUAAAGGACCUUGGCAUCAGCCCCAGCACCUGCUCUUUCAAUCCCGGCGUGAUUGUCGCCAACAUGACGGAAUGGAAACAGCAGCGUAUCACCAAGCAGCUGGAGAAAUGGAUGCAGAAAAAUGUGGAGGAGAACCUGUACAGCAGCUCCCUGGGCGGAGGGGUCGCCACCUCUCCCAUGCUGAUCGUGUUUCAUGGGAAACAUUCCACCAUCAACCCCCUGUGGCACAUCAGGCACCUGGGCUGGAAUCCUGACGCCAGGUACUCGGAGCACUUCCUGCAGGAAGCCAAGUUACUGCACUGGAACGGAAGGCACAAACCCUGGGACUUCCCAAGUGUUCACAAUGACUUAUGGGAAAGCUGGUUUGUCCCCGACCCUGCUGGGAUAUUUAAACUCCAUCACAAUAGCUGAUAGUACUCAACAUUUUUAAAACUCCCUAUAUAAUAAGGUGGAACUGUCCCUUUGUAGCCUUCUGUCACACUGUUCUUUAUGAGCAAUGCCUUCCACACAGCUGAUCCCCAACAUGGGAACCGGAAGCUUCUUUGUGCAGACUGGCCUUGGACCAGGGAGCAUGGACGUGCUGCCUUAAGCA